This is a messenger RNA of Neodiprion virginianus, 2694 nucleotides long. RefSeq names its product translation initiation factor eIF-2B subunit delta (gene eIF2Bdelta). The record is from RefSeq and is a predicted model, not a curated record. Bases 20 to 2518 code for a protein of 832 amino acids. NCBI's taxonomy places the organism in Eukaryota, Metazoa, Arthropoda, Insecta, Hymenoptera, Diprionidae. The transcript has 8 exons.
GUCUAAAUCGACAACUCUGAUGUUCUGCAAUAAGUUCUCAACUUACUGUCGUUGGAACAUCUCAGGGGGCGCAAACGCACGACGAUUUUCGGUUGUCACACCAAAGCCCAUAAAGGCAACUGUCUUUAUAUUCUUCAGUCAACGUCCAAGGUCUAGUAGUGUCGACGCCUGUGAAUGUGGGCAAACAUAUGCACAAAGUCUUCGUUAUAACCGUAAAAAUUUCAUACUCCCAAAAAGUCACGAAUUUGUUUUGACGUCUAUCGUUAACCAAGACGGGCACUAUUUGUAUCCAAGUCUGACCAUUGAUAAAGUGACGAUGGAGCAGCAGUCAACUGAAGAAGCAAAACAACAGGUCAGUCGCUCCAAAGCAAGACAUUUACGCCGUAAGCGUCUUAUUGCUGCACGUAAAUCAGCAAAUGAUAGCUCAUCGCUAAGUCACUUAGAUACAGAACAAAAUAUCAUCAUAGAAGGAACUGAUGUACUUACCAAAUCAAAAGCCAAAAGGUUACGAAAAAAAAAGAAAGCCAAGUUAGCCAAGGAUCCAAGUCAGGCACUGCAAACUGACAAGGAUACGCUUGAAUCUGAAAUAGAAUCCGAAUUAUCAAUCAAUAAUAUAUCCUUGAGUGAUGUCUCGGGGUACGAGAAGUUUAAUCAAAGUGCGGUGACAAAUUAUAACAAACCUAAUUUCUUGCUUUCUGAAUUAAAAAAACAAGCGUCAAAAGCCGUCCUUGAUGAUGCAUGUAAGAGCACUUCUAGAGGGAGCAGUACACCAUCAAUCUACGAAAAAACUUGUACUUCAAACACUGUCUCAAAUGAUCAGAGCUUGAACAAAAAACAAAAUAUAAAUAAGUCUGAGAGUCCUGGCCAUUGUCAAAAUCUGCCACAUUCGGACUUUGAAAUUUCACCUGAAGGGCACAGUGACAUCAGUACUGAUCUAGCCAAUGGUCAAAUUUCUGUAAAGUCGGAAGGAAAAAUAAAUCUGAUGAUGGAAAAAUCUAGAGAACAAGUCAAGGCAGAACGCGAAGCCAAGAAAGCAGCAAAGGCUUUGGCUAAGAGUAAAGCAAAAACGCCAAAAACCAAGCAAACAAUUGAUGUUAAAAACAGCCAGGAUACACAAACUAAGAUUGUUCCUGCUGAUGCUAUUGAAAAAGGUGUGAAAGAAUUUGUUGUUGAUAAAGAUGCUGUACCACCUAAAGAAAUACUCAAAAGAACAGAGAGUGAAAUAGUCUCCAGUGCAAGUGAUAAAAAAAAUGAAUUAGUAACUAAAGCGACUGGUGAAAAAUGUAAACGAGAGGCCCGAGCUGAGCGUAGAGCUAAACAAGAGGCUCAAAGAGCUGCCAAAGAAAUGCAGAUGGCACCAAAAAAUAAGCAAAAGACAGUUGAACCUCCCAAAUUAAAAGCCUCACGUGAUUUAUUGGAGCCUGUUAAGAAUAUUGUGAAAAAAAACCAGUCAGAUAGUCACCUACAUGAAGUGAAACUUUUUAAACAUUUGUAUCGUGAAAGGCAAUCGCCGUUGGUGAAUGUUCCUACACUGAACUCUAGUAUACACCCUGCACUAAUUAGACUAGGAGUCCAGUAUGCGAACAAAAUAAUCGUUGGGAGUAACGCAAGAUGUGUCGCGUUGUUGUCUGCGAUUAAACAGCUCAUCAAUGAUUUUGAACGACCUCCACAAGUCGAUUUUACGAGAGGCUUAGAAGCUAGCUUACAAGAAAGUGCAGCUUACUUACACCGUUGUAGACCAAUAGCAGUUUCUAUGCAAAAUGCUUUGAAACAUCUCAAGUGGCAAAUGAGUCAAUUAUCAACAACCAUCUCAGAUGAGGACGCUAAAACAAAAUUGCAAGAUGCUAUUGAUACGUAUAUUAGAGAACAAAUUGAACUUGCUGGAAAAGCAAUUUCAGACACCAUAAAAUCGAAGAUAUCAAAUGGUGAUGUUAUCUUGACUUAUGCAUUUUCAUCUCUAAUUCACAACAUACUAGUUGAAGCACAUAAGGAUCGUAAACAGUUCAGAGUUAUUAUAGUCGACGGUAGGCCUUGGUUGGAGGGAAAAGAACAAAUGAGGCGACUUGUGAGACAUGGGAUCGAAUGUUCCUACGUAUUAAUCAACGCGCUUAGUUUCAUUAUGCCUGAGGUCAGUAAAGUAUUUUUGGGAGCACAUGCAAUUCUGGCAAAUGGUGCUGUGAUGUCGAGAGCAGGCACAGCGCAAGUCGCUCUCAUGGCAAAGGCAUUCAACGUGCCCGUCUUAGUUGCCUGUGAAACGCACAAGUCGUGCGAGCGUGUUCAAACAGAUUCUUUUGUCUACAAUGAAAUUGGUGAUGCAGAUGAACUAGCUUACCAUUGGUCAAACAAUGCCAAGAAAUCUGUGCUUACCAAUUGGAAAACAAAGAAAUCUUUGGAUCUGCUGAAUAUAACAUUUGAUGUUACCCCCGCUGACUUGGUAUCAGCAGUAGUUACUGAAUUAGCGAUCCUACCUUGUACUAGUAUUCCAGUUAUACUCCGAAUCAAACCAUCCGAAAUUUAAGUUUAUAUUUAUGCAGUACUGUUUUCACUUCAAACCAACAUUACUGUUAUCAUGAACCUUAAUUAUGAUGUAAACUUAGUCUUGCAAUCAGUUGAACUGUUCAUAUUUAUGAAAUUAAAUGUAUUAAAAUGUACAUUGUUUUGAAUACUUUCGAAUAAAUGUUUGGAAAAAUCAAA